This is a messenger RNA of Hydatigera taeniaeformis, 1509 nucleotides long. The record is from the annotation of a GenBank genome assembly. Lineage: Eukaryota; Metazoa; Platyhelminthes; Cestoda; Cyclophyllidea; Taeniidae.
AUGUCUUGUACUCAUGACGUCACUUUAGUUCUUUCAACUCGUGUAUUUGUCGAUGCCCCUUUUGUUGAAAUUCCAGAGGAAAGCUCAUUUUCCAGAAGUCCUGAUGGCCAGGUGUAUGUGGACUUUUACAAGGUUAUUGUUCACAAUGAACGGUAUUCUAAUGAAGAAUGGAAAAGGAAUUUUUCCCAGCUCAUGUUAGCCUUUAAAGGCUACGAGCAGGAGAUAAAAGAUUAUGUCUUUAGAAAUCUGCCCGGUGUAAUUGAUCCAAAACACGUAUCUAUUCGGCUAUCAACUGCCAGAGAGGCAAAUAUUUUAGAGGGACUCAACUUGGCCCUCUCCGGCUACGAGUGUUACAAUGUUGAUCGAAGUUUUGAUCGAACUGGCAACGCUUGCAUUGUGAUAUCUCCAGGUUUUGGUGUCUUCGACACUAACUGCGAUAUGGUCUCAUUCACCAAACAACGGGUGCUUGAUCUAGGAACAAUGGUCCAUUUGGUCUGUUUGGGUCCCCAACCUCUUCAUGCCGUUCCUCUGUUUGUGUGCCGAGACUUCGAAAAUCCAGACAAUCCUGAGGUGUACAUCGUACCACAUUGGAUGAAUCACAGCUUUUUUCGCUCAUCAAGAGAAAUCUAUGCUCUGAAGAACUCCGAAACCGUAAUUCGUAUAAACGUAAGUUUUUUGAGUUGGCUAAUAUCACCCUAUUCAAAAAAACACCAAGAUCCUUACCCCUGCAAUCAUUGGAAGAAUUUGGGAAAGGAAGGGGAAGGGGAACAGGAUCACAACAUUCUGCGAAGUAAUUUUGAGCCUGCAAGAAGUCCUCGUGAGCGUCAACACCAGCGUAGUAAGACAAUAACCUCUCUCGUUUCCACAACCACUCCUGAGAGCUGUCGUCAGCGGACAAUUUCUCUUAAUGAAGAGCUACUCUUAAUAUCGAGACCUAUGGAAGAUGGUCUAAGCACUUCGGAAAUCGGCAGUUUCGACAGUACCUUCUCAACACAUGGCGCGGCGAAUGGUGCCUUUAGAAGAAAACAAUCGAAACUCGUGGAUAAUUUAAUUCAUAUGAAGCCUCAGGACCUCACACAGUCUUAUCAGAGUGGGAGUAGUUAUCAGCCACGAGAUCUAAACCGUCUUUGGAAGAAGACCACCGUACCUGCUGACUUCUUUAUCGGUGCUUCGGCAUCGUCAUGGCAACCGAUGGGAGAGAGGGAGAUGGGUAGACGCCAAUCGAACUCGGUUUUCGCAAAGAAAGGAAGUCAGAAUCCUGUGUGGUUGAAAUCGAUGGAGGCGGCAGCGGAAGGAGCCUUCCGAACAUUCCCCUUCGGCAUUCAUCCACUGCUUUUCGGUGUUCAUAAAACUAGUAGCCAGCGGCGUUGGGGGCAUUUUCAUACUGCAGUUGACACCUGUGAAGACGCCUUCCCAGCCAUCAGUUUCAUUGUCUAUGUGUGUUGCAUACCCGGACCACCUGUCGUCGUCGGAAUUUCAGUUGCUAUCCUCUCCCAACAUUUUUGUUAA